UAUACUUGUGAUACAUUUGAAUUACGUGACUAUUUAAUUGACCAAUCAAAUAUCUCGAGUUUCGCGGUUUUUCUUCUUCUCUAUAUUAACAUCCGCAGAAGGUGAACUUCCGUCCGAUCGACUAAACAAAUUCAAACCGACAGAGUCGUUACUGCGAGGUAAACGUUGUUUGGAAAACCGUGGAAGUAGCUUAAUUGAAAGACGAAUUUUUGGUGUUGCGUGAGAUUCUUCUUUGACUAGAAUAGCAAUGGCUUUAAGAAAUCGGACUGCACUUACGAAUAUUGUAAAUCAAGAAAAUGUUAAGAACCUUAAGUCCUCAGUGACUACAAUACCUGGAAAGACUAAAAGAGCUGCUUUGGGUGAAAUAGGUAACAAAGUGAAUACCUUAAGAGGUGUGGAGCCCAUUGAUAGAACUAGCUUGCUGACAAAAGAUAGUAAAAAAAUCACAGUUUCAAAACAAAUUAUUAAAACAUCAGAAAAAGGAAUUGAAAAACUACCUAUUCAAAUAGUUAAACCUGUAAAAAAGAUUACAGUUUCUUAUGAAAAUAAUGUGGUGUCACUACCUCCUAAGGAAGUUCAGUCAUUCUCCUCAGAUCUGUUAGCAGUUGAGGAUAUUGAUGAAGAAGAUAAAGGAAAUCCUAGUCUAGUUUCUAUUUAUAGUAAUGACAUUUAUGGAUAUUUAAGAACCUUAGAAAAUAUGUUUCCUAUCUCAAAAGGAUAUUUAGAUGGACAAGAAGUUACACCAAAAAUGAGAAGUGUACUUAUAGAUUGGUUAGUAGAAGUACAUCAACAAUUCCAUCUAAUGCAAGAGACAUUAUAUCUGACUGUUGCUACUAUUGAUAGAUUUUUACAGGCUUUUCGUUCAAUAGAUAGAAAAAGAUUACAAUUAGUUGGUGUGACAGCUAUGUUUAUAGCUAGCAAGUACGAAGAGAUGUAUUCUCCAGAUGUAAAUGACUUUGUAUAUAUCACAGAUAAUGCAUAUUCAAGGAUAGAAAUAUUACAAAUGGAAAUGCUUAUUGUGAAAACAUUAGAUUAUUCUUUUGGUAGACCAUUACCUUUACAUUUUUUGAGAAGAUACAGCAAAGCUGGAAAGGCUCUUCCAAUACAUCAUACAAUGGCCAAAUAUUUUCUAGAACAAAGUUUAGUGCAUUAUGAAAUGUGUCAUUAUCCACCAAGUCUUAUUGCAGCUGCAGCAAUAUAUUUAGCUUUCCUAAUUAUUGAUAAUAAUGACGAGGACGAGCAUAAAAUUGUUUGGACCAAUACCUUGGCACAUUACAGCACUUAUUCUAAGGACGACGUGUUUCCCGUGGUACGGGAAACAGCGAGUAUUAUAGUUAAUGCGGAUAAGAUCAAAUAUCAAGCUGUAAGAAAGAAGUACGCCCAAUCGAAAUGCAUGAAGAUUAGCACACGACCAGAACUUAAAUCAGCAACGAUAUUUGCUAUAUCCACUACGGAUAAUAAAGCAAUAUAAUAUUCAAUUUAUAAAAUAAUUACAGUGAAACAUUGGUUUGUUCAAUAUUUCAUUGGACAAAAUAAAUUAUAUACAUAUAGGAUAAUACAUCUUUAAAAGGAGAAAUACAUGAAAUGAGUAGACGAAAUAAAAAGAAAAAGAGACGAGACUAUCUUCAUUCGUCGUUUUUCUUAUAUAUAUAUAUAUAUUAUUAUUUUCAUUUUAUAAAUAUCAUAUAAUUAAAUCUUUAUUUCGUUGGCUAUCUUAAUUAACAUUAAAAUUAUUUCUAAGUAAUGACUUUCACUCCAAAAUCUAUUGGAGAAAUUAAAAAAAAAACAUACCAUUAUUAAUAAUGUAUGUAAAAAUAUUACUACAAAAAAAACAAUAGAAUAAUUAAUUUUUUAUCUAGAAAAAUGUACGUAAUAAAAAAUAUGUAAUUACAGGAAAAAAUAUUUAAAUUGCAAAAAAGUUUUUCGAUAAUCUAUGAAAUUCGAAAUUGUGAACGAUAGUCUCGUUUAAAAUCAAGAUAUUUGCCUCAAGCAUAUAAGUUCUAUUAAAAAUGGGACAGUUUAAUUCUGAAUAUUACAGGAUUGUAUGAAAAUCGUAAAAAAGAAAGGAAAACUUUAAUAAGUAAUUUCGUAUAAUUAACUCGAAUAUUCUUUAUUGACGAGUAUGAUAUAUUGCAUUGUUUUAAAUUAUAUCUGAUUUAUUAAAAGCAAAUAUUUAAUGCAGAAAUUACUUAUUAAAGAUUUUUUUAUCUUUUUACGUAAUUAGUAACUUAGAGUAAUUAUAUAGAAAGUUUUUUUAGUAUAGAAAUGAAAAAGAUGGAAGCAUGAGAGUAUAGUCAAUUGAUAUGGAUGAAUAUAUAUAUAUAUAUCUUUUGGAUUAUUAUAGAGGAAAACUAUCGAACAACGUUUGCCGAAAGAUCUCUGUUUAAAUUCAGUAAAAUUUCGGCAAAAUGAUAAAAUAUAUAAAAUAUUAAAGUCUAAAGAAUUUAUUAUUAUUAUGAUUUCUGGUCAUAUUUAUUAUAUUCAUUUUAGUACUAUAUUUUAAUACUAUAUUUGAUUAUAAAAUUUAACCACAGAGAUUAUAAAGCUUAAUUAAAUAUAAGAAAUAAAAUAAGAAUAAUAAUAAUUAUUUUACAUUACAUCUAAUAUAUAAUAUAUUAUGCUUCAAUCAUUUAAUAAAAGAAUAUCAUUAAAUACUUUAUAAAUUAAAAAUUUUAUUACAAAAUAAUCUAUAAUGAACUAAUUUUUAAACAUUUUUCAAGAUAUUCAUUGAGCAUUUUGCCGAAUUUUUAUCUAAUUUGAAACAAGAUUUUUAGGUAUUUAAAUUGUAAAUCAUAUCUUUUAUACCUGGAAUAUUGAUGAAAUUUUAACUUUUAUUCAUAAUUAUAAAAACAUUUUUAUUUUGAUAUUAAUUCUAUAGAUAAUUUUAAAUGUUAAUGUAUAAAAAUACCCGAGUAUUCCAGACAAUAUUAAUAAUCUAUACUUUGAUAUCAAUAUUUUCACAAAUAUUAUAUCGAUGAACGUGGCUGUUCAUAUUUGGCGUUUUGCCAAACUAUUUGAGCGUUUAGAACGUAAAUAUUGUAUAAAAUUUAUGUAAAGAAAAUUUCAGUAGAAAAUAAACUGUAAUAAUGUU
This is a messenger RNA of Apis cerana (Asiatic honeybee), 3091 nucleotides long. Its product is annotated as G2/mitotic-specific cyclin-B. The record is from RefSeq and is a predicted model, not a curated record. Gene Ontology annotation, molecular function: cyclin-dependent protein serine/threonine kinase regulator activity. Gene Ontology annotation, biological process: mitotic cell cycle phase transition. NCBI's taxonomy places the organism in Eukaryota, Metazoa, Arthropoda, Insecta, Hymenoptera, Apidae.